Cryptosporidium ubiquitum is the source of this 1065-nucleotide messenger RNA. RefSeq lists its product as uncharacterized. Gene Ontology annotation, molecular function: ATP binding; 4 iron, 4 sulfur cluster binding; ATP-dependent FeS chaperone activity. Gene Ontology annotation, biological process: iron-sulfur cluster assembly. Lineage: Eukaryota; Apicomplexa; Conoidasida; Eucoccidiorida; Cryptosporidiidae. Gene Ontology annotation, cellular component: cytosol. Bases 1 to 1065 code for a protein of 354 amino acids. The transcript has a single exon. The record is from RefSeq and is a predicted model, not a curated record.
AUGAAGAAAAUAUCAAGUAGAAUUGCAAUUUUCUUCGGUGGAUUUAUGUUUGGUAUCCUAUUUAAGGAUAGCUUCCGGAAUUUUGCUAAGCUAACAAUAAGUCAUUUAAAAUCUAUUUUUUCGGCAAUUUUUUAUAUAAAAAACAAUUCAAUUGAUUUCGAAUACCAAGUUUAUUCAAACUCCCCAGUUGAAAACUGUGUAGGAGUAGAUUCUCCGGAUGCAGGAAUAGCGGAUUCAUGCUCAGGAUGCCCAAAUGCAUCGAUAUGUGCGUCUGGACAAGCAAAUAAAAGACAAGAGAAAAUUGAAAACUUAUCCAAAAUAAAAAAUAUUAUUUUGGUUCUAUCUGGUAAGGGAGGUGUCGGAAAAUCAACUAUAUCUGCGCAAAUAUCGUGGUGCCUAUCAUCAAAAAAAUUCAAUGUUGGACUUUUAGAUAUUGACAUUUGUGGUCCAUCUGCACCAAAAAUGAUGGGAGUGCAAAACAACGAUGUACAUAUUUCUGCAAACGGGUGGUCCCCAGUAUAUGUUAAUGAUUAUCUCUCAGUUAUGUCGACUGCAUUUCUACUUCCUCAGAGCGAUGAUGCUGUAAUUUGGAGAGGCCCAAAAAAAAAUGGUCUAAUUAAGCAAUUUCUUUCUGAUGUAGUUUGGGGUGAAUUAGACUUCUUAAUAAUUGAUACUCCUCCCGGUACUUCUGAUGAGCACCUUUCGAUCGUUUCAUAUUUAAAAGGUUCGAACGUUAAUGGAGCGAUUAUUGUAACCACACCACAAGAAAUUGCAUUGCAAGAUGUUAGAAAGGAAAUUAAUUUUUGUAAGAAAGUAGAUCUAAAUAUACUUGGGGUUGUUGAGAACAUGGGACGAAUUUUUAAAAAUGCUGAGCAUGAUUCCUCAGUUAAAGAUAUGUGUGAUAGUAUGCAGGUAGAAUAUCUCAAUAAAAUCCCAUGGGAUGAAGAAUUGUUAUUUGUAUGCGAUUUGGGUCAUUCUAUUUGUGAAAAAUUCCCCCAAUCACCUUCUUCAACAGAAAUUAAAAAAUUAGUCGAUAUAAUAAUUAGCCAUUCAAUUAAUAUUUAG